Molecule: messenger RNA, 1563 nt
Organism: Orussus abietinus
Lineage: Eukaryota; Metazoa; Arthropoda; Insecta; Hymenoptera; Orussidae
Product: hemicentin-1-like
Exons: 5
Coding region: 1-1563 (520 amino acids)
Biological process (GO): cell-cell adhesion
Cellular component (GO): cell-cell junction
Molecular function (GO): cell adhesion molecule binding
Source: RefSeq, a predicted model, not a curated record
AUGACCUUCGGAGACGGGCCCGCGAACUGGGGCGACCAGGUGUCGAUAACCUGCAACAUCGUCAAGGGUGAUUAUCCCAUCGAUAUCCAGUGGAGUCUGAACGGCGAGGAGAUCACCCCGGAGAGGCAUCCGGACAUCUCUGUGACGAAAAACAGCAAAAAGAUAUCCUUCCUCAGCAUCGACGCCGUGGCCGCGCGACACGCUGGGGUGUACACCUGCGUGGCGGGCAACCUGGCCAGGACCACGAGUCGCUCGGCGACCCUUUCCGUCAACGUCGCGCCGCAGAUCGCUCCCAUUUCCUUCGGGGACGAGCCCGUUAAUUGGGGCGAGCAGGCUUCCGCAAUGUGCAACCUCCUAAAGGGCGACUUCCCCAUCGAGAUCCAGUGGAGUCUGAACGGGGAGGAGAUCUCCUCGAGGACCCACCCCGACGUGGCAAUUACCAAAGCCGGCAGGAAGACCUCGGUCUUGACCAUUGACUCCGUGGCCGCGCGACAUGCUGGGGAAUACACCUGUGUCGCGAGCAACCUUGCCGGGACCACAAGUCGCUCGGCAAUCCUUUCCGUCAACGGUACCUUUGUUCUACUAAAAUCGUCCUGCGGCGAGGUCCUGUCCAUCCAUGUUCUCCAUUCCUUCGGUGGCUCUGGAAUUGACCUCGCGCCGCAGAUGGCGCCCCUGUCUUUCGGGGAUGAACCAGCGAGCUGGGGGGAACAGGUGUCCGCGACCUGCAGCAUCCUGAAGGGCGACUUCCCCGUGGAGAUCCAGUGGAGUCUGAACGGGGAGGAGAUUUCCUCGAGGACCCACUCCGACGUGGCGAUUACCAAAACCGGCAGCAAGACCUCGGUCUUGACCAUUGACUCCGUGGCCGCGCGACACGCUGGGGAGUACACUUGUGUCGCGAGCAACCUCGCUGGGACCACCAGUCGCUCGGCAAUCCUUUCCGUCAAUGUCGCGCCGCAGAUGGUGCCUCUAUCUUUUGGCGACGAGCCCGCGAACUGGGGGGAACAGGUGUCCGCGACGUGCAGCAUCCUGAAGGGCGACUUCCCCAUCGAGAUCCAGUGGAGUCUGAACGGGGAGGAGAUCUCCUCGAGGACCCACUCCGACGUGGUGAUUACCAAAGCCGGCAGCAAGACCUCGGUCCUGACCAUUGACUCCGUGGCCGCGCGACACGCUGGGGAGUACACUUGUGUCGCGAGCAACCUCGCUGGGACCACCAGUCGCUCGGCAAUCCUUUCCGUCAACGUCGCGCCGCAGAUGGCCCCUCUAUACUUCGGGGAUGAGCCCGCGAACUGGGGGGAACAGGUGUCCACGACGUGCAGCAUCCUAAAGGGCGACUCCCCGAUCGAGAUCCAGUGGAGUCUCAACGGGGAGGAGAUCUCGCCGAAGUCGCACCCGGACGUGACCGUAACCAGAACGGGGAAAAAAAGCUCCAUGCUGGGCAUUGACGCCGUGACGGCGCGACACGCGGGGGAGUACACCUGUGUCGCGAGCAACCUUGCCGGGACCACCAGUCGCUCGGCCAUCCUUGCGGUCAAUGGUACCGUUUCCCUUCUGACCGAACCCUGA